GCAUAUGACGUGUCUGCCUGCUGCAGAACCGGAUGCACGUAGCUGUCCAGUGUGGAUGUCAGAUGCGGUGUAAACUGCGAAGAGGAUCGAGGUUACUGUUUAAAUCUUCAGAAAAGACUGGUCCUCGUGAAGAUGUUACUGUGGCUGCUUGGACCUGCGCUGCUGGCUCGAGCGGCCGCCUUUUACCUCCCGGGUCUGGCACCCGUCAGCUUCUGUGAGCCUGGAAAAGACCAAGUUCCAGACUGCAAGUCGACCAUUGAGCUGUUUGUGAACAGGCUGGAUUCAGUGGAGUCUGUUCUGCCUUAUGAGUACACUGUGUUUGACUUCUGCUCGGAGAACACAAAGAACCGUCCAUCAGAGAAUCUGGGCCAGGUUCUUUUUGGGGAGAGGAUUGAACCCUCACCAUACAAGUUUGAGUUUAAGAAACCUGUGGUGUGUCAGAAAGUGUGCACCAAAACCUAUGACACCAACAACCCAUCAGACAAAGCCAAACUGGACUUCCUCAAGAAAGGCAUGUUGCUCAACUACCAGCACCACUGGAUUGUGGAUAACAUGCCGGUCACCUGGUGCUAUGAUGUUGAAGAAGGACAGAAGUUCUGUAAUCCUGGAUUCCCUAUUGGCUGUUACGUCACUGAAGCAGGCCGACCCAAAGACGCCUGCGUGGUCAAUGCUAAUUUCAAUGAAAAGGAUGCAUUUUACAUCUUUAACCACGUGGACAUCACCAUCCAUUACCAUGUUGUCGAGCACGAACAGCUUGGAGCACGACUGGUUGCUGCCAAGAUUGAACCUAAAAGCUAUGAAAACCCUAAUGAUGACAGCCCUGACUGUUCUGGUGGGCCAAAGUUCCUGAAAAACAAGCAGACAGGAGUGUUCAAGAUCCCAUACACCUAUUCCGUUAGCUUCGUGGAAGACAAGAAUAUUCGCUGGGCAUCUAGAUGGGACUACAUCCUGGAAUCAAUGCCUCACACCAACAUCCAGUGGUUCAGUAUAAUGAACUCACUGGUGAUCGUGUUGUUCCUGUCUGGAAUGGUAGCCAUGAUCAUGCUGCGGACUCUGCACAAAGACAUUGCCAGAUACAAUCAGAUGGACUCUGUGGAAGAUGCCCAGGAGGAGUUUGGGUGGAAGUUGGUCCAUGGAGAUGUUUUUCGACCUCCCAGGAAAGGAAUGCUGCUGUCUGUUUUCCUUGGCUCUGGGACCCAGAUCUUCAUUAUGACCUUUGUCACCCUUUUCUUUGCCUGUCUUGGGUUCCUCUCUCCAGCAAACCGUGGGGCUCUGAUGACAUGUGCUGUUGUUCUCUGGGUUCUUCUGGGAACACCGGCGGGAUAUGUGGCUGCUCGCCUCUACAAAUCUUUUGGAGGAGAGAAGUGGAAGACCAACGUUCUGCUGACGGCCUUCCUUUGUCCGGGGGUGGUGUUCGCAGAUUUCUUUGUGAUGAACUUGAUCCUGUGGGGUGAAGGGUCGUCAGCAGCCAUGCCGUUUGGGACCCUGGUAGCCAUAUUAGCGCUUUGGUUCUGCAUCUCAGUGCCGCUCACAUUCAUAGGAGCAUACUUUGGCUUCAAGAAGGCAGGUAUUGAACACCCGGUGCGGACCAAUCAGAUUCCUCGUCAAAUCCCAGAGCAGUCAUUCUACACAAAGCCGUUCCCUGGCAUCAUCAUGGGAGGAAUUCUGCCUUUCGGAUGUAUAUUCAUUCAGCUCUUCUUCAUAUUAAACUCCAUCUGGUCCCAUCAGAUGUACUACAUGUUUGGCUUCCUGUUCCUCGUCUUCAUUAUCCUGGUCAUCACCUGCUCUGAGGCCACCAUCCUGCUCUGUUACUUCCACUUAUGUGCUGAGGACUACCAUUGGCAGUGGCGUUCCUUCCUGACCAGUGGCUUCACUGCUGUCUAUUUCCUGGUCUAUGCCAUUCAUUACUUCUUCUCUAAGCUGCAAAUCACUGGACUGGCCAGCACCAUCCUGUACUUUGGAUACACCAUGAUCAUGGCUCUCAUCUUUUUCUUAUUCACUGGUACAAUUGGCUUCUUUGCCUGUUUCUGGUUUGUUACCAAGAUCUACAGUGUGGUCAAAGUGGACUGAAGGAUCCCAACACACAACAGACUCUGUGUGGCUGGAGUAGUUGGAGGUUGCUUUGUCCCAUCAGUCUCUGGAACAUUCAGCACUAUCAAACUGAACUGAACAUUAUAAUCUGAACCUUCACCCCCUCAGAGACGUCUCUCCGCCUCCAAAAAGUUUUUUUUUUUGUUUCCGUGCCUGUUUGUGUGUGACCAUGUGUACACCGAGUUGUAAUUUCAUCCUUACAGCAUCUAUCUGAAUUGAAGUGAAUUCCAACUGUACGAGCCUCUUCCUGCUAUCUGACUCACAGAACGUUGGCUCGUACUGCGCCGCCUUUGCACAGUGCAGUGACCCACAGCUGGAACUGAAGAGUCAGCUGUCACGUCAUGCGUUUUAGGCUUCAUCCGUGCACUCUGUGUUUGCAGAAGUAUCUGAAAAAUGUGAAAGAAAGCUGUGAGGGUGUGCUUCUUAACAGCUCCUACUACUAGUUUCCCUGAUCAGUUGUGAACAUUAGUUGUGUCAAAAUGGGUCAAUACAGUGUCCAAUUUCCUCAUAUUUUUUUGGAGCACUUUUCUUUUAUUCAUGGUGCGGGGGGGAUGGGCCAGGACUGAUACAUUUCUGCUGAGUUUGGGAAAGGUGCAGGUUCAGCCACUAGCUUUCAGUUCUGUGAAAGAGACAAAUACUGCAAAGGCUGCAUUUGACAGCUUCAUCAUUGCAGGCCAACAGAAGUAUUGUAUUGUGAUCCAACAGAAAGCUGAAGUCCAGUCCUACUAUAGAGCCAGCUUCUGAUCCUCUGUGGAGCCGCUUGGUGACUGUCCUGUUUCCCAAUAUCUACUUGUGUUGUUGUUCCAGAAAAGAAGCAAAGUGUCCCAUUUGCUCCCCAAAGAGGUCUUUCUCAGCCACGUCUUUUGUCUGCAGCCAGUGGGCAUUGCACUUCAUGUGUGAUUUGUCCACUUGUCGUGGGUUUCGGCUCAGGCCCAAGCUUGAGACUUGUUUAGUUGAGAUGUUACCAGCAGGAAGUAGGUAGAUACCCAUCAAGCCUGCAUUAUGGGGAGAAAAACAUCAAUAUCAUGACAGCUUAACUUUUUGUAAAAAAUGAAACAUAUUGCUGCAAACAUACAGUUUGGAACAUGUGCUUGGUCAGAUGUGGGACAAGACUUGUAAUUUCUCCUUCUCUCAGUGACCUCCUGCAGAUAACGAGAAAAUUUCAGCGUUGAUUGAACGUGUUCUCUAAACAAACGUCUAGAACCUGGCAGCCUUCCUUCACUAUUGCUUACAUGCAUUUCUCUACACUGAGCUCACUUUACACAGUUCUCUUAAUUGAUCUAUACUUUUGUGAACAUAACAAUUAAUACAACUGUUUCCACAAACUCACUGUCACUCAGUGCAGUGAUGUAAAAGUACUAGCAAUGUAGUAUUACAAUAUGUAGGCUAUCAUCGUUGUCUUUGAAGCAGCUUUUAUUUUGUUGCAUAAACCGCAAUGAAAUUACAGCAAACGGAAUAUCACCUGUUUACUGCAUGCAUUGUCCUGCCUGUACAUACACGUGUAUAACAGCCACAUACUAUUUAGAUACACAGUACAACGGUGCGAGUGAAUCCUUCUGUAUUUGGCCAAGUACUCACUGAGAUCACAGCUUGUGUCAUUCAUCCAGGAAUGAAAUGCAUUCUUAUUUUUAUGACACACAGAUUUGGUGGUGGUUGAGUUGAAGUGAAACAACAAUUUGUGAAAUGUAAAAGAUGUAAUUGAAUGCAUCGGUAACCAAAUUGUGAGCCCGUGGUUCAAGACAGACUCACCAGCUGGUCAGUUCAUCGUCCCUCACAGCCUUGCGGUACACACUACAUUAUUGAUUCUGCACCUAAUCAGGGGAGAAGACAUUUCUUCUUCUUUGAAAGUGAAAGUCCUUCUUGUGAGAGCUGAGUCUCACGAGACAAACUCCCAUCCUUAGAGACAACACAGGUCCUGCAGCCAGAUGACUGAUGGGUUUCUUAUUUUCACUUCACAACAGUUGGUUUGUCUUUGCUCUCCACUGGUUUUGUCAUGCGAGUCAGUGAAGCAGGCCAUGUUUCAGAGGCUUCAGCUUGACCCUUUCAGCUUUUGAAACAUUUAUUGUAAAGGACUUUUUGAUGUAAAAAAAUGUGGAGCAGGAAACAAACGAGAAAGAUGGGAAUAAAUGAACCUGUUCAUUACCAUGGAAACAUUCUAAUAAUAUUCAUUUGUUUUAAACUGGUUUGUCAGGGUUUUGAUGUUAUUAAUUAGGUUGGUCUGAUGAUUAAAUUUUUUUUCUCUCUCA
Scatophagus argus is the source of this 4337-nucleotide messenger RNA. It is a transcript of the gene tm9sf2, whose product is annotated as transmembrane 9 superfamily member 2. The record is from RefSeq and is a predicted model, not a curated record. The transcript has 17 exons. Gene Ontology annotation, biological process: protein localization to membrane. NCBI's taxonomy places the organism in Eukaryota, Metazoa, Chordata, Actinopteri, Scatophagidae. Gene Ontology annotation, cellular component: membrane. The coding region runs from base 133 to 2070 and encodes 645 amino acids.